Molecule: messenger RNA, 5985 nt
Organism: Chanos chanos (milkfish)
Lineage: Eukaryota; Metazoa; Chordata; Actinopteri; Gonorynchiformes; Chanidae
Gene: casp8ap2
Product: caspase 8 associated protein 2
Exons: 9
Coding region: 1-5985 (1994 amino acids)
Biological process (GO): extrinsic apoptotic signaling pathway via death domain receptors; Fas signaling pathway
Cellular component (GO): PML body; mitochondrion
Molecular function (GO): transcription corepressor activity
Source: RefSeq, a predicted model, not a curated record
AUGGAGGACAUAGAUGACUUAUAUGGUGAUCUUGGGCAGGAGCACAGGGACUCACCAGUUAAUUAUGAUGAGGAAUCUGUGGACAUUUACUCUGGACUUGAGAACAGUCCCAAGAAUAACGGAAAGACAGAAAAUGUGUGCCCAUUCCAAUCACCCCAAAGACUCAGUGAGUCCAUGGAUCUGUAUGAGGAAAUCAUUGCUAAGGAACAGCAGGAAAAAGAAGCAACCUAUAAUGAGCUGAAGAAUAAAUUUGAUGCUGCUCAAAACCAAAUCAAAGAAUUGCUGUUGAAGUUGCAGGAGAUGCAGACAAAGAACUUGAGUUUGCAUACAGAGAACACCCGCCUUAAGAAAAACAUCAGUGCACUUAUAAAGACAGCCAGAAUGGAAAUUUUACGAAAGGAUGAUGAGAUCAACCGACUGAACCAAAGACCUGGCAGGAGCGGUCGUGGUCAAAGUUUUCAACGUCCUCAGCUGAACUGUUUAAACAAUAAAGCCUUCAGCAGACAUAAUGUUAAAGAUGCCGUUGGGCUCCCUGCACGCCCUGAAUCCCAGAAUCACAGAGAAGAAUCUGCUGUCAAGGAUGUUUCACAGCCUCAGGACAGACACAACGUGGACCAUAUGGAAACAUCGCUCACGCAGUUGCCACCUUUAGAAAAAUCAAGGCGCUCUGGAACGGACUGUGAAACUCCUUCAGACGCCCAUAAAACAGAUUGUACUGUUCUGAACAAUUCUUCAACUUUGCAACCUCGUCAGGUUUGUGGACCUAUCCAGUCUAACACUGUUUCCGGGUAUAACGAAAUACGCAGAAAAUCCGUAGAGACCGAAGCUCUGAUCUCCACAGAGGGUGACAAAGCAAAACAGAAAGCCUCUAAGACCAGAGCUGGCAGCGCUGAAGGCAGCCAGGAGGCAAAUAAAGACCGAUAUUCAAAAGAAGUGGAUAGGACGGAGAAAGCAUGGAGAGAGUCAGGGAAGCACAGCUCAGAGUAUAGCAAAAACAGACACCGUCAUCCUGAAGACCUUGGAAUGAACAGGGAAUCGGAGAGAACUGAAAAUGCUCUUUACCAGGCACAGACUCUUUCUCAGUCAUGCGUAUCAUCUCGCACACGGUCGAGCAAAGAUAGCAAAGACAGACUGUCCAGAGGUAGCUACCAAGAGUCUAGGCAUCACCAUGAGAGAGAAGGAGGUGGUAGAGACACCGCACGUUCUGGACAUAAAAACAGAUCACCUGAUUCCUCUAAUCAAAGGAGCUUCACUGAGAAGACUACUACCUCCCUUGAUCACAAAACGGAACAUACUGGCACCAGAGACCAUCACAGAAAAGAAGAGAAAAGGCAAGAGGAUGGGAACAGCAGGGAAAGGAGAAGUAGCAGAUCUGAAAAGGGUAAGGAGUAUGAGCGGGAAAAGGCAAAAGAUAGAGAUCGAAGCACAAGAGAUAUCGAAAAGAAGAAUAGUGAGGAAAGGAGAAACACCAGAUCAGAGAAGAGCAAAGAAUAUGAACGAAGGAACAGAAUGACUGAUAGAAGUGGUAGGGAAACCACCAUUAAAACUGAUGAGAAAAUGACAAAUGACAGAAAAUCAGGAAGCCAUAGCAAUAUGGUAGAGAAGAAGCGUGGUGACAGUUACCCUGACAGGAAAGAUCAGGAUAAAGGUAGUGAGAAAAGAAAAACUUCUUGCGAAAUUGAGGAGGAAAAGACAAAGAGCAAAAAAUCCAGUACCCAGGUAAAUGCAAGAAAUGAAGAAUGCACCAGAAAUGAUAAACUUGCAAAUGCUACUGAAAAUAAUCCACAGAAGAAGACUCAGGGGAGAGAUAGAGACAGAAGCAGAGGGAAAGGUUGUCUUGAGGAUAAAGAGCAAAAGGAAAGAAGAUCAGAAAGUCAGAUGGAUGCAGAAGUUGACAGCCACGCAAACACGGCGGUCCAACCUAAUAGCUCAGAUGAUAGUCACUGUAGUAAGAAAGGUCAGGACAAAAAUUUGACCCAACCUGAUACACAGAUUCUGUCACGGUCUGAAGCCUCUGUGGCAGAUCACAGAAUGUCAGAGGAAGACAGCCCAAACAGAAAACUGAGUUUCAUGGAAACCUUGAACCUCACUCUCUCACCGAUUAAAAAACAAAACCAGCAGUCCCAAGUUCAGCAGCAGGUAGGAGCACCAUCUGAAGAAUGCCUCUUGUCCAAGUCAGCUGAGCAGAACAGUUCUUUAGGGGAGGAGUUUCUUAUCAUCGAUGAAACUGAAGAUGGCCCAGAAUCUGAGACGAUGGAUGUGGAUUCUGAUCCAUCUUUGUCACAGGCUCCUGAGAAUACAGCCCAGCCUGAUACAAGUAGUUCUGUUACUGAAUCCACAGGAGCUAAAGAGACAGAGUGCAGUAAAGUUGUGGAUUUACUGAGAGAGAAUAAAGACUCAUCUGAAAUAAAAGCUGAUGCUGCGAUACCUGAGACUGUUACAACAGCACAAGAGGUUCUAUGUCAGGAUGAGGAAAUGCAAGACGGAGGCAUUGAUGAAGAGGCUAAUAUCUUGAGGAAGUCUCCGAACAGCUGCUCUGACAGCCGUUCUGAAAUUUCUCAGACUCUUGUAAAAGAAUGUCUUAGUGCUGACAGUUGUUUGCCUCCUGAAGGUCCCAGAGCUUCUGUCUGCGAAAACCUAUCUGUUAAAUCAGAUACAAUAGGCAUACAAAAUCCACAUGCCUCUGUCUGUCUGGAGGACCUUGGGAAAAAUAUUGGGAAAAAAUCUCUGUCUGAGCCCCACUCUUCACCCACAGUCCACAGUAGGGUUCCUAAUGAAGAUGUGCCCACCUCUGUCACUACACAAGCGCCUGAGGGUGAUGUAUCAGAGAACCAGUGUUCUGUUUCCGUGGAUGCUGUUUCUAGCACUGUUGGAAUACAUCAUGUUUCCCAGUGCCAUGGCAAUGUGGAACAGAUGGUGGUUAUUCCAGUUAAAGAGACAGAGACAAGGGAAAACUCUUUCCAUGAAGCAAAACUUUCAGAAGGACAGAGCACUGCAGUACCUAGUGUUAGCGUCUGUACUCCGAAGGGGGUGGUACCAUCUACACAGCUUACCAGCAAACCUGCUGAGAGCCCAGUUAAGGUACCAAAAGAUGCCAGUACCUCAGAGCCAGAUUCCACAGAAAAAGAGUUGCAAAACCCAGAACCUUCCAGCUCUGUCCCAUUGAUCCAUGAUGAAGAUUCCAUGAUGCUAACUCUAAGGAAUAUCAAAGUCAUUCCAGAUGCCAUUAGCCCUCUCACAAGCCCAGUCCGCCAGGUUAGGAAAGUACAGCCUCAUCGUCCUGGGAAGCAACCACACGUAAAGAGUCUCGGCAAAGAUUUUUCCAGUUUAUCAGUAGCUGCAGAUGCCAGUGCAUUAAGAAUGGACAUGAACAAAGAGAAUAAGAGACCUGACAGUUCCCUCCCAACACAGAAGGACCUUAAUGAAUCUGCUCUAAGGAGUAGUAGUCCUGAAGAGUUAGAAGAAGGAGAGAUUGUCAGUGACGAGGAGGAGGAGGAGGAGGAAGUUCCCCUCAGUCAAAGUCCUCCAAGCAGAAAGGAGAAGUCGUCAUCAGCUACUGGAAAUCAGCGAAGCCCAAAGUCGCCCAGACUGGCAAAAAGAGCAUCUGAAAUGAGCUCAACUGCAACCCCUAAAUGUUCGACACAAAGUAAUAAAUCCACAACGAUGGUGUCAACCAGCAGUCCCAAUUCACAAAAGAGGCGCUUUAAAACAGUCCUACCACCAUCAGCCAAAACAGCCAUCUCCACUGUAGAUGAGUUUAUGAAUGUCUUCAAAAUGAUUCGUAUGCAGAUUAGGAAAAAGUACAUGAAGCUUCAUAAGACAUUUUCCAAGACAACUUUUUGCAGCGUCAUUGAUAUGUCCCUAGCUUCUUUCACAGAAUAUGUUGACAGUGUGAACUUUGAUAAAUUGUGCAGUCAGGGUGCUGAUCUCAAAACCAAGCUGAAGAACGUAAUUUCUGCUGUUAUGAGCAAGGUCUCAGACAAUGGAAUUGUCAGUCGUAUUUUUGAGCAGCAGGCUCAAAACCUGAAGCAGAAGUUGUGGAAUUUUGUUGAUGGACAAUUUGACUUUUUGUUUAAGGAAGUGAGGAGCAUACUGAUAAGUUCAUGUAGAAGAUCAAAGGGUAAAUCCUCAGCUGUAAAUGCCAAGGAUGGAAAAGAAGUCGUAAAGGAACAAGAAAAAGCAUCUUUGAGUGUAGUUGAUCACAGAACAGGGAAAAAGGCAAAGGAGGUAACUGAGGAGGUUAAAGAAUCUCCGCCAAAGAAACCGCCAAACACCACACCCUCGAAUCGUUUGCUUUCAAAAUGUGGACUUGGUAGCAGAGGCAAAAAUAUAAGGGUACUCAUGGAGAAAGAGAAGGAUUCAUCAGAGGUGCAAACAACAGACCAAACACCUGCUCUUCCUUCGUCCGAUGGCACGCCAACAAAGAACCCUCCUGCUUCGGCAGAUAAAAUGGCUACCUAUGCUCGUCGCCUCUCCCACAGCGGGUCCAUCCAAGAUAAGUCAGACUUUGAAAUUCUCACUGAGCAGCAGACAUCAAGUUUGACCUUUAAUUUGGUAACAGACUCACAGAUGGGAGAGAUUUUCAAGUGUCUUCUCCAAGGGUCAGAUUUAUUGGAUUGCAGUGGCUCAACGGGUGACAAUCAAAAUUGGCCUGUUGGCACGCCUCGAAAAGACGGCUCUAGCGGAGAGAAUUUGACAGGGGUUAUAACACCAAGCAAAAGCAUCACUCCGACAAAACUUCUUGCGUCAUGGUCUACAAUCUCACCCUGUAAAUUUACCUCUCCUAACAGUAAAAUUCAAAUGUCCUUGAAUCCAGCCCUGCUGGACGAAAGUUGUUUGUUAGAAGUUCCCUCCAACCUUCCCCCUUUGACUGCUGUGAAUUCACAGAGAUCCUUUUCCAUAUUGUCGGAGGACUUGGCUGUAUCUUUGACUAUUCCCUCACCUUUGAAAUCAGACAAUCAUUUGAGCUUCCUGCAGCCAGCAAACGGGGAACCCCUGUCUGCUCCUGACAGUGUAAUUAGUGCCCAUUUCAGUGAAGAUGCCCUUCUAGAGGGAGAAGAUGCCACUGAACAGGACAUUCAUCUUUCUCUCGAUACCGACAACUCCAGUUGUGGAUCAAGUACUGGCAGAACUUGGGAAGGUUCUGAGCCUUCUUCUUUUCGGUUUAAGUCCAAUGUUCCCAUGCAGGCCGAGGUAAUGGAGAAGUCCAACGAUCACUUUAUUGUUCGGAUAAGGUCCACAUCCGCCGGCCCAGAUCAAGUCACAGAAGGUGACCUGAAAGAAGCACAAGCAGAAGUUAGUGGAUCUGCAGAGGAAAAUAACACCCUGUCUACAGCCAUUACUACUGCUGAGACUCAACCAACAGAACCUCAGUCCUUCAGUAAAAGCCCCACAGAGCUCCCUUGUGUGGCCAGCACUACCCAUAGCCUGCCUGUAACUAUUCCGGAAGCAAGUAAUACACUUUUACAAAUAGAGAAAGCCAGGCUGGACAAGGACCCAGCCAAGAAUGUGAACUCUAAUGCUCCCUCUACCCAGGAAGAGGGAAACAAAGUGGUGGUGAUAAAAAGUAAAGAUGAUAAAUUUUCCAGAAAACGUAAGAAACACCAUUCAGAAACGAAGGCCAAGCGCUCUAAAACAGAAGAACCCCAGAGCAAACAUCACAAGUUGAAGCAUAAAAAGAAGUCUAAGGACCGAAAAGAAAGAGGCAUGAAGACUCCAACAAAGAAGGAAAGUAAAGUUGUAUCACCACAACUGUCACCCAACAGUCUCUCUGCCAAGAAUGUGGUCAGAAAGAAGGGAGAGGUGGUGAUGACAUGGACAAGGGAUGAGGACCGGGACAUUUUAGUUGAGCUUAAGAUGAAAGGAGCCUCUACGGAGACAUUCUCUUCAUUGGCCGAGAGGAUCAAUAAGUCACCGUCACAGAUUGCUGAGAGGGUUGCCCAACUAAUGAAGCUAUUUAAGAAGAAAGAGAAGAUGGCAAGUUGA